UCGCUGUCACGGUCAUCUGUGCAAGUGUUCCUAGCCGUGAAUCUGAUCGGCGAGGUCGGAGUGCAGAGUGCUGUGGAUUUUGAAGCAAGAGUAUCAGAUCUGGGCGGUACGCGCCCUUAUCGCAGAAUACAGACCGGCUCAGUGUCCCGGGCACGGGUCCGGAAAAGCGUCAUGCAGCGACUGCGCUCGGGAAAUAGUCGGAAUCGUGGAGCCUGGAACUGCCUUGGUGAUGCCGCCGUCACUGUCGCUUCGUCGGGAUGGGACGCGCGCGGGCUUAAGAGCAGCUCCCCGCGGGGUAUUUAUGAUACCACUAUCGAAAGUAUCGAGACUAUCAUCGUUCGCCGCGAAGCCCAUCUGCCAAAAUUCAGAUCGCGCGCGUGUCCAGGAGAUCGUCCGAAUUCAGAUAGCUCUAGCUAGACUCUCCACAGACAUCGGUGACUCGACUUGACGACGCUGAACUCAAUACGUCACCGGAAACGGCAUGGUAUCAACAGAAGCCAGUCAAUUUCCGCUGCGGAACUACGGAGGCGCACUGGGAUCCUGAUUCCUCUACUUACUGCAUCCGGAAGAAGGACACUGGACGAUGCAAACGCUUGGCGACAUCAGCUCACCGCCCACUUGCUCUCUUCCUCGCACGCACUACUUACAAUCGCACCGUCUGGCGAGGCGCAUGCCCCCGUUCAUGGAGCGUCUCAAGCGCGCCAGCUCUGGCAUCGGCAUGCCGUGGGACAAGACCGAGCAGCCUGGCUGGGGAGCCAUCGAGACGCACCGCGCGCUGUACGAGAACCUCACGAACCCGGACCAGCGCCAGGCGCAGGCGAUUCGGGAGAACAUAAAGAAAGCGAGCAUGGAACGCGGGGUGCGGGAUCUGUCUGCGGGAUAUGCAGCUGUCGUCGACGCCGUGGCAGGCGGCCAAGGACCAGUUGCACAUACCGCGCAGGGAACGAAUCUUAUAUGGGCUGUACUUCAAGUCGUGCAAGCACGCGUUCUGCGGGGUGCGUGGAAUCCCUCUCUCUGCGCCGCUUGCUUACUAUCACCCGACCGGCGGCACCAGGCGUGCUUCUCGUCCUCGAUCUUCAGGCACCUCAAUGUGAUAUUCAACCCCCGUGCAUACGGGACGGUGAUGGGGCCCAUGGAGAUGUCUGAGCCGGGGUUGAAAGCCAACUUCGUGCGAGCCGAAUUGUGCCCGGGCUGUCCCCCUGGCAAACGCGCGUCUAGGAUCUCGAGGAACAUCGCGGAGAUCGUCCUGGGCCCAGAUAACAUGCAAGAUUGGGACUUUGCCGAACAUCUUGCGUCGAUGGACAUCAUUGACUGCCCAUACCGCUGCGGGGAGAGUUUCGACCUGGCCACGUCGCCGACGCUCAGAGGGAAACCGGCGGUGCAGGUGCAGUGCCUGCGGUGCCGCGGCUAUAUCUGCAAAGCGUGUAGGUGCAAGUGGCAUGAAGGUUUACUUGACCUGCAGCGCGUACCGGUUCUGCCUAUGCACCGACAAUCCAUAGGAGACCGGGAGUUUUUGGAGCUGAUCGAGCGUGAGAGUUGGAAGCGAUGCCCGAAAUGUCGGCAGACCAUCGAGCGACAGGUGCAGCACCAUCUCCCUCCCUCUAGACUCCCAUCUGACAAUCACAUGCCAUCUCAGUAUGGAUGCAACCACAUGACCUGUGUUUGUGGGCACCACGUCCGUCGCGCCGCCCUCAUUGACUCGCUCAUUUCGCUGACCCAUCCGCAGUUCUGCUAUGCAUGUGGGGCAGAUUUCGCGCAAGUCAACGGCCGUUUCCGCUGCUCCGGCACCGGAUGCAAGGUGUGGCCGUGGGAACAAAAGGUUCCCUGA
Molecule: messenger RNA, 1828 nt
Organism: Mycena citricolor
Lineage: Eukaryota; Fungi; Basidiomycota; Agaricomycetes; Agaricales; Mycenaceae
Source: the annotation of a GenBank genome assembly